Miniopterus natalensis is the source of this 1391-nucleotide messenger RNA. It is a transcript of the gene DRC10, whose product is annotated as dynein regulatory complex subunit 10. Gene Ontology annotation, molecular function: protein binding. NCBI's taxonomy places the organism in Eukaryota, Metazoa, Chordata, Mammalia, Chiroptera, Miniopteridae. The record is from RefSeq and is a predicted model, not a curated record.
GGGCAAAGACCAAGCCGGCCGCUCGGAAGAUGGCCUUAGAGGUCCUCGCCGCGGGCUCCCUCUACCAAGGCCCCGAAGUCAACAGGAUAAGGCUGAUGUCAGACUCGUCGAAAAAGGCAGCCUCCCCGCUGAAAAGCCUGGUCCCCGCCAACACCAAACUCACCACCAUCGAGACCAAGAGGAUCAUGUCCGUCCUGGACGAGACCAUCCACAAGGCGGAGCUGGCGAGCCUGCUGUCGUUCGCGGCCGCCCAUGUGGAGGCGCUGGCGGGCGGCCUGGGCGAGCGCCUGGCGGGCGCGCUGAGCGAGCACGCGGACCUGUGCCGGGUGCUGCAGGACGGCGUCGCCAGCCUGGAGGAGGAGGAGCGGCGGCUGCAGGAGGAGGAGGAGUUCGAGGAGGACUCGUGGCUGAGGGACCGCCUCCUCUCGCUGGAGGAGCGGAGAUCCCACCUGCCGCCGCUGAUGCAGCAGAUCCGAGACUCGACCAAGAGCAUCCUGCGGCUGCUGCUCACCAACCCGCAGGCCGCCGGUUUCCUGCAGGCGCAGGCGCGGGCGCAGGCGGGCAGCCGGAGCGCGGGGGCCCAGAGCUUCAUCGACAGCCUGGUCGAGCUCCGGGGGUUCCUGUUUGAGAAGCUGCUCACCAGCCCCAUGGAGGCUCGGGACAAGGCCCAGUUCAUACAGGACAUCACCAAGCGGAACAGGAGGAACCAAGAGCUCAUCGACACGCUGGAGAGCGAGCUGGCGGCGAGGCUGAAGGACCGGGCUGCGGAGGUGGAGAAGGAGAACUUUGUGAUCCAAGAGCUGAAGAACCACCUGCACCAGGUGCUCAAGUUCUCGGAGAGCAGCCUCCUCCGCACCAGGCAGGAGGCGGAGAAGCAGCAGAAGGCGGACUUCCGGGCCUCGCAGGCCAGGGUGGCCAAGAUCCAGCAGGACAUCCUGCAGCUGCACUCGCAGCUCCACAACCUGGUCAUGGAGAACCGCGAGGCAGAGCAGGCGCUGAGGAAGAAGAAAUAUAAAGUGGAGACGGAAAUAGAGAACUGGAUCCAGAAAUAUGAUACGGAGAUGAGUGAAAAGCAGGACGAAUACGAGGAGCUGGACAGCGUCCACAAGGAGGAGAGGGUCCAGCUGGAGGAGCUGAGGCAGAGGCACGACGUCCUGGUGGAGGAGUUUGCCCAGAUCCGCCUGGAGCGGGAAGUCAGCUCCAGAAAAAGGAUGGAGGCCGACCAGGAGAUGGUGCGCAUGGUGCGGGCCGCCACGCUCAUCCAGGCCGUGUGGAAGGGCUACCUGGUCCGCUCCAUGCUCAGGUCCAAGAGGAAGAAGAGGGCCAAGAGCAGAGGGAAGGAGGGGAAGGGGGCAAAGGCCAAGGGCAAGAAGGCCAAGGGCAAGGCAUGA